Myiozetetes cayanensis is the source of this 717-nucleotide messenger RNA. Its product is annotated as tetraspanin-7-like. Gene Ontology annotation, cellular component: membrane. The transcript has a single exon. The record is from RefSeq and is a predicted model, not a curated record. Bases 1 to 717 code for a protein of 238 amino acids. NCBI's taxonomy places the organism in Eukaryota, Metazoa, Chordata, Aves, Passeriformes, Tyrannidae.
AUGACCCUGCUCAAGCUGUCCCUUAUGGCCUUCAGCUUCGUCUUCUGGGCAGCGGGGCUGACCAUGCUCGUCAUCGGCCUCUGGGCCAAGGUGUCUCUGGGCAGCUACCUAGCACUGUCGGCCAGCGACUAUCCCAGCGCCCCCGCCAUCCUCUUAGCCACCGGCGCUGCCGUCAUCAUCUGGGGCUUCCUGGGAUGCUUCGGCGCCGCCACGGAGCACCGGGGGCUCCUGCGCGCCUACAGCGCGUUCCUGACGGCCGUGCUGGUGGCCGGGCUGGCGGCCGGGCUCUCCGCGCUGCUGUACCGCCAGACCCUGGCGCAGGGCUUCCAGGACGGGCUGCGCCAGGCGCUGCUGGCAUAUGGGGAGGACGAGAGGGUGGCGGACAGCCUGGACGCGCUGCAGCGUGCCUUGUCCUGCUGCGGGGUGCUCAGCUACCGCGACUGGCUCGCCUCGCCCUGGGGGCUGGAGCAGAACGGGUCGGUGCCGCUCAGCUGCUGCCGGGCCCGCCGGGGUUGCCAACGCAGCCCUCCCGACCCUCGCAGGCUGCACCGCGACGGCUGCUUCGCCAAGGUGUCGGCCUUCGUCGGCAGCAACAUGUCCUAUGUUGCCACCGCUGCCCUGGGGCUGGCACUGCUGCAGCUCAUCGGCAUUGUGCUGGCCUGCUUGCUGGCUACCCGCGUCUCUGCUGGCCUGCUGGGCACCACCACCCCUCGCUGA